This is a messenger RNA of Hyalella azteca, 1372 nucleotides long. RefSeq names its product glycine, alanine and asparagine-rich protein-like. Bases 19 to 765 code for a protein of 248 amino acids. The record is from RefSeq and is a predicted model, not a curated record. Lineage: Eukaryota; Metazoa; Arthropoda; Malacostraca; Amphipoda; Hyalellidae. The transcript has 2 exons.
UGCGAAGGAGUGAGCAAGAUGAUCAGAUAUUUUUCCUUGGUCCUACUGGCCGCCAUUGCACUCUCCGGGGCGCACGGAGGAUUCCUGCGGGUGAAGAGAGGAUACACCUCAGGUGGAGGAGGCUACGGUGGAGGAGGAUAUGGAGGUGGCAACUAUGUUCUCAACACCGGUGUAGGCGGCUAUGGGGGAAGCACAAAUCCUUACUCCGCCGGGGACGUGGCAAAUCAAGCGGCGACUACUGCACAGGCGCUGGCAGCCUCACAGCAAGGAGCUUCUGCAUAUGCAGCUCAGCAAGCAGCGUUCCAAGUGGCCCAGCAAGCCACCGCGAGUGCUGACGCUGCCAAUGACGCCUCAUACGCCAAGUUCGCCCAGGCCGCACAAACUGCCAUCGCCCGGCAAGGGGCUUUGGCCAAGGCGCUUGCUGAAGGCGCUCAGCGACAGUUGCAGGAGAGUGUCGCUCUCGCAGCAGAAACCCAGAAGCUUUCAGCCAGGAGAGUGGCUGAAGCCUUGAGGGAAGCUGAAGCAGGAGCUUAUGGCACAGCGGGUAUCGCAGGAGAAACGUUGUCAGCUGCUCUGGCAGACUACAGUUCGCAGAAUCAGAUGGUUUGGAAUGCGCAAGCGGCCGCGCAUGCGCUUGGUAGUCAGCAAACGCUGGCCAACGCAGACCUGGACGGAGCGCAGGCUGCAGCAGCGCGGGCUACCGCCGCUGCCACCAAAGCCGGAGCGAGGGCCUCGGUGGGGUCAGGUUUUGGCUCGUACCACUAGUGCCUUUGAUCACAUGCACCGAUAAAUUAAAUGUCUGCUGACGCACAUAACUUCUGGAGACUCAUGUCAUCCGGGAAUUAAAUAUUAAAUAUUUUUGGACACUUCCAAUUAUUGAUUCAGAGAGCUCUCAUGAAGUCAGUAUUCCAAUUAAUGGGUAUAAACUGAAUGAGUUUCCGUCUCUCAUCAUGAUAGAAGACAGUCUUAAUAAUAGAAGACGGUCAUAAAUAAGAGUCCUAUCUUAGAACGGUAGAGGGCGUUGCGGUUUAGUCUCACUGGAUGGACAUCCAGAUUUUGUUUCUCAAUAUUAUCAAAGUUUCGUUCGGAAUUGCAAUCAGUAUAAAAUAGAAAACACUAUAUUCAAAAAUUCAGCCGUUGAACUAAGUUGUUUUGAUUUUAUUUAGAAUCGCAAAACAAUGCCGACAUUUUCAACUGAUUAUUAUUAUCAGCAGGAAGCAAGAUGUUUUUAGUUUUAUUCUACCGUAUCUUCAGAAAUUUACCGUCAUAAAUUCUCACGAAUCUUCAAUCGAUCAGUGAAUAUAACUUCGCUUGAAUUCUGAUCAUUACUCCAACUACAAGAUGAAAGGCAAAUAAAUAAGGCUGUCGUUUU